AUGCGAAUAAGUUUUUGGAUUUCUACCAUCGUAUUUUACUAUGUAGUUAAUAUUGUAUCAUUGAAUUGUAUACAAGUGGGUACUGUUCUUUUUACAACGACGGAUAUCGUUAAAAAGUGUUGGAGUGAAAGUGACAAAGCUUUACUUAGAGCCAGAUACAUAAUGCAAGAUGUACUUCCCGAUCCGGAUUGCAUUGAUUUCAGUAAACCAGAUGCUGUUGUCACUCUCUUAGAUUAUUUUAAAUCUUGUUAUGAAGUCAUCAGUGUUUCUACUUAUGGAAAAAUACAAAAUUUGAUGCUUUUAGCUUUGUCAGAUGCUCUCGGAGGAUAUUUAAGAAGCUACGCAUUGCCUCUAACAAAAAAAGCCUAUUACACAGGGCAAGUCAAGUAUUCAGACGCAAAAAAAUUAUUUCGACUUUAUGACGACAUAAGAUAUUUUUUAAAAACUAAUGGGUUCGGUUGGGCAAAACCUCAAAAAUUUAUUAAAAAUAAAUUUAAUGCGAAACCGUUAGUUUUUGGAGAUACAGAAGACGAAUCAUCAUCUUGUGAUCAGUUAUAUACCAUUGAAGUACCAAAAGAGGUGAGCAAUAAGAUGGUUAUUCCACUUCCUGUUUUGGAAAAUUGCAGAACUCUUCAUACCAUCGCAAUACCAUUUAAAACUAGACCCCUAAGAAAUAUUCAAGAUCGAGAAUCUGCAUUUAUUUUAGAACGUUAUUAUAUUGCAGUAAUAAAAUGUCUAAUGAGUAAAGAAUCUGCUUCGAAAGAUAUAAAAAGUUUUAAUUCGGCUUUUUAUUCUUGGAUGAACGAUCACGUUUUUUCUCAUUUGUAUGAUGAGCAAUGGUAUCCUGCUUUCGGUGGGAUUUACCGAAUCCUUGCCACGAUAAAAAAAUUAGGAAGUGAACCUCCGAUAAAAGAAGUUGCUUCUCACGAUAUAAGAUAUAUUUUUUGGAAAGGACUAGAAUUUGAAAAUGAUGACAAGAAAAGUAAAUCCUCAGGAAAAGAUAAAAUUCGUGACGUUGGAGAAAAUGAAGAAGAAUUUUAUGAUAAUAAACCAAAUUAUUUUUUCGCAGGAGUUUUUAUAUUAAUAGCCAUUUGCGGUGAUAAAAAGAAAUUGAUAAAAGGUGGCGGACAGGGAGAUUAUCCUUCAGUUAUUAGUUUCAACGUUAAUCCUCUACCAAAAACAAAAACGAGUUCAGUUUUAGAACCCGUAUGGAAAUUACAUAAUAAUUCAUUUAACAAAACUAAAAAAAUCACUACUACUAAUACUAAACAGACCCCGGAAAAAAUAGAUUCGAAAAAAUCAAAAUUUUUUUUCGGAUUAUCGAGUAGUAAAGAAGGGAAAAAUGAAUUGAAAACUCUUUGGAUGAAACCAUCGAAUAAAGAAGGUAAAGGGAAAAAAAAUAAAAAUGAAAAUCAACGUGAAAAAUUACAGGAUCGUAGAACUGGAGAAGGAAACGUUAAACGACUGGAAUCUGAUUUAAAAAAAGGUUAA
Molecule: messenger RNA, 1491 nt
Organism: Pediculus humanus corporis (human body louse)
Lineage: Eukaryota; Metazoa; Arthropoda; Insecta; Psocodea; Pediculidae
Exons: 7
Coding region: 1-1491 (496 amino acids)
Source: RefSeq, a predicted model, not a curated record